Cylindrotheca closterium is the source of this 2313-nucleotide messenger RNA. The record is from the annotation of a GenBank genome assembly. Lineage: Eukaryota; Bacillariophyta; Bacillariophyceae; Bacillariales; Bacillariaceae.
AUGUCAAAGUGGACAGAGGAAACUCUUGCUGAGGCACUCGGUGGCGUUUUGCUAAAGGACAUAGACGGCUUGGACGAAGAUUUGGUCUCCUACAUCGCUGGUUCUUUAUCAACCCAAAUCGAAGAGGGGCAAUCGUGUGAAGAAGUUUUGGCGGAUACUCUCAGCCAAUUUCUUGAAUCCCUCGAUAUCUCGGACGACCAAAAGGAACUGCUCAUGAAAGAUGCGGAGGCUGCAAUUUCAUCUGUCGAAAGUGGCAAUGUUUCAAGCAGUUCAACGGCCCCAAAGAAAUUGAAACAAGGCAUAGUGAACAUGUCAUCAACUUUGAGUGAUCAAAUAGAGAACGAAUCCAAUGAAAUACUUUGGGGCUCAGGAGAAAAAGUCAAAGCGAAUGCAAAUGCUCAGAUUGAUGCCUAUCACGACAAGACAUCUGCGAAGGACAGGAGAAAGCAACGCCAGGAUUUGCAAAAAUCGCGUCGAGAUUUGGCUCAAAUGGAGCAGGCGGAGCAAAAUGUUACCAAAGCUGGUGUCAGUUCAAUGCUUAUUCCUACUGCGAAGGGUAAAGAAAGAGAUGUUUUGCUCCAAAACGUUUCUGUUUCUCUAGACAAUGGCAAGGUGCUGUUAGAUGGAGUGGACUUGAAAUUCGCGUAUAAGCGACGCUACGCUGUUAUUGGCGAGAACGGUGCCGGAAAGACGACCUUGCUGCAACACAUUGCCGCGUGGAAGUUUCCCGGUUUUCCGACUCAUCUCCGAGUGCUACACGUCCGCCAGGAACUGAGCACAGAGAGUGAAGAGACGACCUGUCUACAAGCAGUAUUGGAAGCUGAUGUUGAGGUCCAGGCGCUGCGACAAGAAGAAAAGCGUCUUCUUGCCCUCCUGGAGCAUCAGGAUGAAGGAAGCGAAGACGUCGCGGCGAUUAAGGAUAGAUCGUUGAUUGAGAAGGCGGAAGGGACUGACGACAACUUUAACCGCGAAUUAGAACGACUGAAGGAAGUCUAUGAGCGUUUGCAGCUUUUAUCGGCCGACACAGCCACGUCCCGCGCUUCCAUGAUAUUGAGCGGCCUUCAAUUCACACCUGAGAUGCAAAUCUCUCCCCUGAAAAGCUUAUCAGGAGGUUGGCGUAUGCGCGUUGCUCUUGCUGCAGCAUUACUUAUUGAACCUGAUUUGUUGAUGCUCGACGAGCCUACAAAUCACUUGGAUUUGGAAGCUGUUAUCUGGCUUGAGAGGUACCUCCAGGAUUAUCCCCAUACCGCUAUUAUUGUUAGUCACGAUCGAGGCUUCCUCAAUGCAGUUUGCACCGACACGAUCGAGCUCAAGCAUAAAAAGCUGAUUUAUUGGAGAGGUAACUUUGAUAUGUAUGUGAAACAACGAAAUGAAAAGCAAAAGAACGAGGCACGCUUGUACGAAGCGUACAAAACAAAGCGAGACCAUAUGAUGGAGUUUAUAGAAAAGUUCCGAGCCAAUGCAAAACGAGCCAGUAUUGUACAGAGUCGCAUCAAAGCAGUAGAGAAGAUGGACGCUGAAGCACCAGCACCGGUUGUUAUGGAGCCAGUAUGGCGUUUCAACAUCCCAAGUUCGGCCCCCCUGAGCCGCCCAAUUAUCUCUGUCAAUGAUGUUUAUUUUGACUACUCACCAAAGACUAAUGAUGGUUUAAACAAGAGCGAGUCGCAGUUUCUCCUGCAAAAAGUUAACUUUGGAGUGGACCUCGACUCUAGGAUUGCCAUUUUGGGAAAAAAUGGCGAAGGCAAAACUACCUUGUUGAACAUCAUCAUGGGCCUCGUCACACCAAUCAAAGGGACAGUAGCCGUCAAUAGUGGACUUCGUAUUGGCCACUUCACACAACAGCACGUUGACUCGUUCUCGCUCGGCCUCAGCGCGGUUGAAAACUUAUUAAACAAGUUCGAAGGCGUUGACGAGCAAAUCGUUCGAAGCUUUUUAGGCAAGUUUCAAAUACAGGGAAACGAUGCAAUAAAGCCGAUGUCCCUCUUGUCUGGGGGUCAAAAGUCUCGAGUUGCAUUUGCAACUUUGGCAUUCAAAAAGCCCCACAUACUGAUCAUAGACGAAGGAAGUAACCAUUUGAGUAUGGACGCCGCAGAUGCUCUUGUUGAAGCUGUGAAAGACUUUAAAGGAGGAGUGAUGGUUGUCUCACAUGAUCAGCAUUUCGUCAGCAAUACAUGCACCGAGUUGUGGGUGGUUUCCCAAGGCAAAGCGACCCGGUUCAACGGCACAUUUGAUGAAUACAAAGAGCAAACGGCAAAAGAGACAAACAAGAGAGUUGAAGAAUCUGUCAAACGAAUGGCGCAAAUUAACAACUAG